AUUUUCUUAGGCCGACGAAUAUGCCAAUCCAAGGGAGUUGCUGCCGUUGUUGGGUUUUAUUUAUUUAUUUUUAUUUUUUUAUAAUUUUUUUUUUCCUCCAUGAAGAAAUCGUAAAAGAUUAUUAUAAAAAUAUCUCAACAUCUUUCCAGAAGCAACUACAUCCAUGAAAGCCUCCUAGAAAACUCCAUUUUGCUCACACUCACAGAAGCUCACUCACAGAAGCUCACGCACAGAGAGAGAGAGAGAGAGAGAGAACGAAAUGGGUCAGAAAAGGGUAUUGUUGUUGUGUGGAGAUUACAUGGAAGAUUCGGAGGCGAUGGUUCCUUUUCAAGCCUUGCAGGCUUUCGGAGUGGCCGUUGAUGCCGUUUGUCCCGGCAAGGAAGCCGGCGAUUCCUGUCGCACCGCCAUUCAUGAGCUUCCUCCUGGUCGCCAGACAUAUUCUGAAUCUCGUGGGCAUAAUUUCACCCUCAAUGCAAAUUUUGAUGAAAUUGAAGUUAGCAAAUAUGAUGGGUUAGUGAUACCAGGAGGGCGUGCUCCAGAAUAUCUGGCUGUGAAUUCAUCAGUGGUGGACUUGGUGAGAAAAUUUGCUGACUCCAAGAAGCCAAUUGCCUCUAUUUGCCAUGGACAACUGGUGCUGGCAGCUGCAGGUACAGCUAAAGGUCGCAAGUGCACAGCAUUUCCUGCUGUGAGACCUGCACUCAUUGCUUCCGGCGCUCAUUGGGUGGAACCUGAGACCAUGUCGGCUUGCGUUGCUGAUGGUAAUCUAAUCACUGCGGCUACAUAUGAAGGCCACCCUGAGUUUAUUAGGCUCUUCGUGAAGGCACUUGGAGGCAACAUAACUGGUUCGGAUAAAAAGAUCUUAUUCCUCUGUGGGGAUUACGUGGAGGAUUAUGAGGUAACUGUUCCUUUUCAGUCCCUUCAAGCUCUAGGGUGCCAUGUUGAUGCAGUGUGCCCCAAGAAGAAGGCUGGUGAUACCUGUGCAACCGCUGUCCAUGAUUUUGAAGGUGACCAGACCUACAGCGAGAAGCCAGGCCAUAAUUUCACAUUAACAGCUGACUUUGAAGGUUUAGACAGCUCAAGUUAUGAUGCUCUCGUCAUCCCUGGAGGUCGAUCUCCUGAAUAUUUGGCAUUAGAUGAGAAGGUUGUUGCAGUAGUGAAGCAUUUUAUGGAUGCUAAAAAACCUGUUGCCUCUAUCUGUCAUGGGCAGCAAAUUUUAGCUGCAUCUGGUGUUCUCCAGGGAAAGAAAUGUACAGCAUACCCAGCCGUAAAGCUUAAUGUGGUGUUAGCAGGGGCAACAUGGUUAGAACCUGAACCAAUUUACCGCUGUUUCACUGAUGGAAAUUUGGUGACUGGAGCUGCUUGGCCAGGCCACCCGGAGUUCAUUUCUCAGUUGAUGGCAUUGCUUGGUGUUAGAGUGUCGUUUUAAUGCCUGUUUAAUAUGUUGUUGUCCAUAAACAAAUAAUAAGUCUAUGUUGAUACUAUGGUUCUGUUUCAUAAGCAUUCGUAGUUGUGCUAGAAUUGUUGUUGUGGAUGAACCAUGCGGCUGUUUGGUAGAGUAUCUUGUCGAAAAACAUAAAGUGUGAGAAAUGGGCAUCACGCCUGACGUAUUAGCUGUAACCCAUUCCACAUAUUUUGUAUUAUAUUAAUAUAAAGCUUUCGGAUGAACUCACUGGACGAAUCA
Ziziphus jujuba (common jujube) is the source of this 1681-nucleotide messenger RNA. Its product is annotated as protein DJ-1 homolog D. The record is from RefSeq and is a predicted model, not a curated record. The transcript has 4 exons. NCBI's taxonomy places the organism in Eukaryota, Viridiplantae, Streptophyta, Magnoliopsida, Rosales, Rhamnaceae. Bases 260 to 1426 code for a protein of 388 amino acids.